Molecule: messenger RNA, 1215 nt
Organism: Chilo suppressalis (striped riceborer)
Lineage: Eukaryota; Metazoa; Arthropoda; Insecta; Lepidoptera; Crambidae
Source: the annotation of a GenBank genome assembly
CCCAAAAUGAAAAGAGUAGCGAUAAUGCUACCGAUAAUAUUCAGGGAAAACCGGUCUCGCUUAAUAAUAUCGUGUGCCUGAAUAAGGAAAAAGGAGCUCCGCUUAAUCUCCUUCGGCACCUCAGCAUGUCCACCGCGUGGGGAAUGGGUGCGCACUCCAUUAGUCAUGAGACCCCCGAAUCAACCCCUAGCUUACGGCUUGGCUGCCCCAAGGAAUGGAGCCAGGUCACUACUCUCAGCGCUUCAAGCUCACAUCAUCAAGUGGCUAUUGUUCGACUCGCGACCAAUAACCAAGGACAACAAGUCUGCUUUACCACCUGAAACAUACCUACGGCCUUCGGAAGAACGUCAAGAAGAGGCUUUGUGGCAUGCCUGUAGUGAGGUAAUAUGGCGGUGCGCCGGAGGUUUCAAUCCUCAGUCGGGAGUUGACCCGAAAGCCAUAGUGGCUUUACCUAGCGAGACCAUCUACGUUAAACACAGCUCGCAAUACUAUCAAGACGGCAUCACCGAAAAGCUGCAUUUCUUUGAACUGAAAAACUUGGAGGAUCUUCAGAUAUUCAUUAAACGUUAUUUAUAUUUGUUUCAAACCGAGGAUGGUUCUGGUGCACUAUUGUUACUUUACGCUGCUAUACUUUCAAGAGGAUGCGAAAAUGUUAAGAAAGAUCUAGAUGGAAAACUGACGCAUCUUGUGUCAGCUCAUGUUGAGGGCUCCCUCAACGUUUGCACUUUACUGCUGACCGGCCGAGCUACACCGUAUCUGCACAAUGGAGUAUUGUACGUUGGUGAUGAAGAUCAUUAUGCGAUGCCACAAUUCGGAAUACUGUCGCGAAGUCCUGUGGGCUUGCUGGUCUGGUAUGGAGGCGAAGAGAACGGAAAACACAACUUGAACAAACAGUACCCUGGAUCCAGGCUGAAGACACCAGCCUUGCCGAUAUGGGUGACUAGCUGCUCUGGGCAUUACGGCGUACUUUUCAAUACAAAUAGAGAACUAUUGCGGAAUUAUCACGCUGAAAGAAGAUUUGAUAUACAGUAUUACACUUGUGGCGGGUGCAAUGUCUUACUGAACGUAGACACGCGAGCCCACGACGAGGCUGGAACUCUGAGAAACGACGAUAUAAGCGCCACUCCGCUGGAAAAACUCAUUCAUACUAAGUGGCAAGAUGCUAAGAUUACUUGGACUGGAGCAACUCCAUUCGUCAGUGAGGUACCAACAUAA